Guillardia theta CCMP2712 is the source of this 969-nucleotide messenger RNA. RefSeq lists its product as hypothetical. The transcript is spliced from 5 exons. The record is from RefSeq and is a predicted model, not a curated record. Lineage: Eukaryota; Cryptophyceae; Pyrenomonadales; Geminigeraceae. Bases 1 to 969 code for a protein of 322 amino acids.
AUGGGCUCAAGGAUCGAAGACUCGACCCCAGACGACUGGAACGAAAAGUUGUUGGGCUCGGAAGCCUUGAGUGAUGAGAGAUCGAUUAUCUUUCCGCUAUCUUCGGGAGACGAGCUCGCAUGGAGCCAGGGCUUCUCCGAUAGCUACCCCGACACCUGCCUUCUUUUGGCCGACAUGAUCCCAGACGACUUGCACGAAAAGUUGUUGGGCUCGGAAGCCUUGAACAUGAUCCCAGACGACUUGCACGAAACGUUGUUGGGCUCGGAAGCCUUGAGUGACAAGAGAUCGAUUAUCUUUCCGCUAUCUUCGAGAGACCAGAUGGAGACAGUGCUGGGCAAGGUAGAGAACAAAAUUCGCAGUGAGAGCAUGUCAGAGAGGCUCCCCUCCGACUGCUCUGCCCUAUCCAACACCAACUGGAAGGAUUUCAAGACCAAGGCGCUCGCAUGGAGCCAGGGCUUCUCCGAUAGCUACCCCGACACCUGCCAUCUCUCCGGGAAUCUUGGCAGUGUCAAGCUGCUCUCGGACUCCAUCACUCGGCCGCGCGGGCAUAUAAACGGCAACGAAGAGGAAGCACUCGGAAAUGAGCCCGUCAUCCGCCGAGGACAAGACAGACGAUCUUCUGUAAGCAACACGACCGCGGGCGGAGUCCCAUGGGAGACACUGCUCAAGAUCGCCUCCGCUCAGGCCAAUGAUGGCCAUGAGGUCAGCGUGGCCCCUGUCAUGAUCUUCGGGGCCGCUCCCGUGCAGCCCGGUAUAGACCUCGUCGUCAAGACCGCCCGGCUCCCCAGGGAUCUGGCGGUGAAACUCAAGCCACAACACAGAGAAUCAGCUCUGCGUGAGGAAACUUCCGUGCUCUUCAUGCUAGGAGACGAUCGUCCUGUGGAGGGCACAAACACAGAGAACGAGAUUGAGAUGGGGGUGGAGGUGGAAAUAUCAGGGAAGCCCCUCGAGUCCUACACGCCUUUUUGA